This is a messenger RNA of Metarhizium acridum CQMa 102, 1656 nucleotides long. RefSeq lists its product as uncharacterized. The record is from RefSeq and is a predicted model, not a curated record. Lineage: Eukaryota; Fungi; Ascomycota; Sordariomycetes; Hypocreales; Clavicipitaceae.
AUGGGGUUUUUGCGAAAUCCGCUCCUGGGCAUGGGCCUAGCCCUCAGCAUUGCGUGCGCAAGCCACGCUGAUGCUCUGGUGCCGAAGAGAGACACGAAUAACACUUCUGGCCAGAAUCUCCUCACGAGUGAGUUUGCCGAUUUCGUCAAGGAUAAUAUGGACUUUUGGAAGAUUCCCGGCAUGGCCGUUGCCGUCGUUGACAAGGAUGAUGUAUUCACCCAGGGGUACGGCUUCUCGGCAUUGCCAGACAAGAAAGUUACUCCAGACACGCUGUUUUACGCAGGGUCGACCACCAAGGCCCAGACAGCUGCCUGUCUGUCUAUGCUUAUCAAAAAUGGGUCGUACGAUGCGCUGGCUGACGGAUGGUCUACCAAUAUCUCGUCGAUUUUGAAGGACGACUUCGUUCUUCAGGAUGAAUGGGCAACGGACCACAUCACUCUCGACGAUGCCGUCAGCCACCGCAGCGGACUGCCGCGCCAUGACCGUUCUCUGAUGCGCGAAAAGAACGGAGUGCCUCUCACCACGGCGGAAAUCGUUCGCAAUAUGAGGAACUUGCCUUAUAUUCACGAACCACGAGCCGGGUUCUAUUACAACAAUUACAUGUACAUCACUCUGUCGUAUGUCAUCGAGACGGUGACCAAGAAAGGCCUGAAGCAGGUCAUGAAGGAAAUGAUCUGGAACCCGCUCGGAAUGAACUCCACGUACUUUGGAUUGGAGGACGCCAAAAAGUCGCCCAGGGAUCUUGCCAAGGGAUACCUUUGGAUCAACCAGACUGCGCAAAUCGACGGCACUAGGCAAGCCAAUCAGACUGGGUACUUCAAAGAGGCUACUUAUAUGCCCCUGACCGACAUGAGCGGAGCGGCUGCCGUCAUCUCAAACGUGAGAGACUAUGCGCAGUGGAUUAGAGGUCUUUUGAACCAAACUCAGGCUUUCCCCAACAACGUGUUGGAGGAUAUUCGCACCCCAAGGUUUAUAUCGUGGUCAACUGCCGAGUUUGGCACUGAUAUGUAUCUAUAUGGUCUGGGCUGGAAACGGUCUCUAGCAAAAGGACACGUGUUUUACCAACACGACGGCAGCAUGCUCGGUUUCAAGUCAAUAGUCUACUGGUUUCCCAACGAUAAUUUUGGCUUCGUCAUAUUUGCAAACUCAGACCGGGCAGAGACGGCCAAUAACGUCAUUGCCCGAAAGCUCAUGUCUACGAAAUUAAAUAUUCCAGAGAAGGAUAUACUCAAUGUCACUAAGAGUCGUUCUGGCACAAAGACGUCCGAGCAACUGUUUGAAGAUGCGGUGAAGAAGUUCUACCCCAACCACACAAUCUCUGAUCCGUCCUUCUCCUUCAAAGAUAUGGAGGGCACGUACGUCGACGCGGGAUACGGCACCAUGACGCUUCGCUCUGGCCAAGGCCCAAAGAACGAGACAGUUCUCAUUGCCGAACGCCCGGAUAUGUCGUGGGACUAUGCGUUUACAUUUAGGCACAUUUUCGGGGAUAAUUGGAUUGUGGGAGUAGCGUGGAGGGACGACAUAACUGAUCUUGCUCGCUUCGGUCCCGCCGAAUUCGAAAAGGGAACUGAUGGAAAGCCGGCGGCCUUGAAGAUGACAUCGAUGGAGGAUCCUUCCACCCCGGAAGGCACCAUUACUUUCAAGAGGACAGGAUAG